GGCGAAGUGUGAUUCGAAGUAAAUAAAAACCAAAAUUGUUAUUCGUUAUUUCGCUCGCAAAUUUUACAGAAAUUAGGAAGUAUGGAAGAAAGUUCUGCGGAAAAUCCCGCAUCACCGGCUAAUAAUCGAACAUCAGUUCACGACGGAGAUGAGCCACAGCCCAUGAACAGUCCGACUCCAUUAGUAAUUCUGUCACCUGACUUGCAGCCAUCUGGAUUGAUUUAUAGGGAACCUUCUAAGGUUUCGAUCAAUCACAAGCUUUCCACUGAGUUUGGCUUCAAAAGAAGCUCUUCUCGUGGAUCAUUCGGUCCAAACGCAAUGGACCGCGAAAACUUCCGCAAACUUCGAUGAGUCAAGCUUAUCAAGACAUCAGCCCCAAGUUUUGCCUACCCGCAGUUCUCCUAGAAUUCGCUGGCAUCAUGUUCACGGCUUUCU
Notodromas monacha is the source of this 435-nucleotide messenger RNA. Lineage: Eukaryota; Metazoa; Arthropoda; Ostracoda; Podocopida; Cyprididae. The record is from the annotation of a GenBank genome assembly.